This is a messenger RNA of Pongo pygmaeus (Bornean orangutan), 3890 nucleotides long. Its product is annotated as ribosomal protein S6 kinase beta-1-like. The transcript is spliced from 10 exons. Bases 205 to 879 code for a protein of 224 amino acids. Gene Ontology annotation, molecular function: ATP binding; protein serine/threonine kinase activity. NCBI's taxonomy places the organism in Eukaryota, Metazoa, Chordata, Mammalia, Primates, Hominidae. The record is from RefSeq and is a predicted model, not a curated record. Gene Ontology annotation, biological process: protein phosphorylation.
UCCCCCGUCAGUCACGCGGAGGCGCUUCUCGCGGAGGCGCGGCUUGGUUGGCCCGUGCGUGCUGCCGAUCGCGGGCCCGGCCGCCUCUUUGACCUGAAUUCGCGGAAAAAUUAGGGGUCGGAGCGGCCUUCCUGCUGGCCCCGUAACAUGUAACAUGGAACAGAAAGGUGCAGAAUGGAGCAACUUUUUUGAGGAGAACUAUUUAUGCAGUUAGAAAGAGAGGGAAUAUUUAUGGAAGACACUGCCUGCUUUUACUUGGCAGAAAUCUCCAUGGCUUUGGGGCAUUUACAUCAAAAGGGGAUCAUCUACAGAGACCUGAAGCCGGAGAAUAUCAUGCUUAAUCACCAAGGUCAUGUGAAACUAACAGACUUUGGACUACGCAAAGAAUCUAUUCAUGAUGGAACAGUCACACAGACGUUUUGUGGAACAAUAAAAUACAUGGCCCCUGAAAUCUUGAUGAGAAGUGGCCACAAUCGUGCUGUGGAUUGGUGGAGUUUGGGAGCAUUCAUGUAUGACAUGCUGACUGGAGCAGUAGGUGCACAGUUAAAAGCUCCCCCAUUUACUGGGGAGAAUAGAAAGAAAACAAUUGACAACAUCCUCAAAUGUAAACUCAAUUUGCCUCCCUACCUCACACAAGAAGCCAGAGGUCUGCUUAAAAAGGCUCAUCCAUUCUUUAGACACAUUAACUGGGAAAAACUUCUGGCUCAAAAGGUGGAGCCCCCUUUUAAACCUGUGUUGCAAUCUGAAGAGGAUGUAAGUCAGUUUGAUUCCAAGUUUGCACGUCAGACACGUGUCGACAGCCCAGAUGAUGCAGCUCUCAGUGAAAGUGCCAAUCAGGUCUUCCUGAUUUCUAAAACAUUACAACAAAUGCACACAUGAGGGCGCUCUCAUCAGCCAGAUAUGGAGAGGGUAGGCAUUUGUUGACUGUUAAGUCAAAACUAGUUCUAUACUUUUACUGAUGGAAAAAUCAAGGUCCACCAAAGUGGUUAUGAUUCUACAUGAGUUAUUCUCUAGAGGAAAUAAAUUGGAUAUUAGAAUUUUAAAAAGAUUGAACAGAAAUCCCUGUCAGUGAAUUUAUGCUGGAGAAUUUUGACGCUUAUCUCAGCAACUCCUUCUUGAAAAUCUUUACCCAUGCCAUGAUAUAAUUUAUCUUCAAUCUUAAAUGAGCUUGAUAAUAGUGUUUAUAAGAUGUAGGAGAAACAGUUAAUUAGAAUAUUUAUUUUUAUGGACUUUUGCUCUAUAAAAUUAUAAAAUGUUAAUUGUGCUUCAUUUAUUUUUUAUUUUUUAAUUUUUUUUUGAGAUGGAGUCUCGCUGUGUCACCCAGGCUGCAGUGCAGUGGUGUGAUCUCAGCUCACUGCAACCUCUGCCUCCCAGGUUCAAGUGAUUCUCCUGCCUCAGCCUCCCAAGUAGCUGGGACUACAGGCACGUGCCACCACGCCUGGCUAAUUUUGGUAUUUUUAGUAGAGACGGGGUUUCGCCAUGUUGGCCAGGGUGGUCUCGAACUCCUGACCUCAAGUGAUCUGCCCGCCUUGGCCUCCCAAAGUGCUAGGAUUACAGGUGUGAGCCACCAACACCUGGCCCAUUUAUACUUAAGGCUGAUUCUCAACUGAUUUGGGUAAAAUCCUUAGUCUUUCCCCAUCUCUGACAUAAUUCCUAGUUUGUCCUUUGGCUUUCCUAUAUAUAUAAAGCUACCAGGCUGCUUGCAGAUUUUCCAGGGAAGAAGUCCCAUAAACACUGACAAAGAUUUUAUUAGGGAGAAGCUAUGAUGGGAAUAUAGAAUGUAGAUUUUUUUAAUUUAAAAAUCAGUAUGGGCCGGGCACGGUGGCUCACACCUGUAAUCCCAGCACUUUGGGAGGCCGAGGCGGACGGAUCACGAGGUCAGCAGAUCGAGACCAUCCUGGCUAACACGGUGAAACCCCGUCUCUACUAAAAAUACAAAAAAUUAGCUGGGCGCAGUGGCAGGCUUCUGUAGUCCCAGCUACUCCAGAGGCUGAGGAAGGAGAAUGGCAUGAACCCGGGAGGCGGAGCUUGCAGUCAGCGGAGAUGGCACCACUGCACUCCAGCCUGGGUGACAGAGUGAAGACUGUAUCUCAAAAAAAAAAAAAAAAAAAAAUCUGUAUGUAGAGCUGGGCACGGUGGUGUGUGCCUAUUAGCCCAGCCACUGGGGAGGCUGAGGCAGGAGAAGCCCUUGAGCCCAAGAGUUCAAGACUAGCCUGGGCAACACAGUGAGACCCUCAUCUCAAAAAAUGUAAAAUAAAAUAAAAUAUUGCAAUAUUUAUUAUAUAGGCAAAUUUUUUUCAACUUAAGUACUACCCUCAUCAAGGGAAGAUUUGUUUGAUUAGAUCCCCACACAGGCUGGCCACUUCCUCAUUUCUACUUUUUCUUUUCUUUUUGAGAUGGAGUUUUGCUCUUGUUGCCCAGGCCGGAGUGCAAUGGCGCGAUCUUGGCUCACUGCAACCUCUGCCUCCUGGGUUCAAGCGAUUCUCCUGCCUCAGCCUCCCGAGUAGCUGGGAUUACGGGCACCUGCCACCACACCAGGCUAAUGUUUGUAUUUUUAGUAGAGAUGGGGUUUCACCAUGUUGGCCAGGUUGGUCUCAAACUCUUGAGUUCAAGCGAUCUACCUGCCUCGGCCUCACAAAGUGUUGGAAUUACAGGUGUGAGCCACCGCGCCCAGCCUCAUUUCUACUUUUUCAAAGAAGUCAAUUUUCUUUAAAAAAUAAACUCUUUUGGCCAUGCGGUGGCUCAUUCCUGCAACCCUAGCACUUUGGGAAGCAGAGGCAGAUGGAUCGCUUGAACUCAGGAGUUCAAGACCAGCCUGGCCAACAUGGUGAAACCCUGUCUCUACAAAAAAUUAGCUGGAUGCAGUGGCAUGUGCCUGUAGUCCCAGUACUCGGGAGGCUGAGGCAAGAGAAUCACUUGAGUCCAGGAGGCAGAAGUUGCAGUGAACUGAGAUCAUGCCAUUGCACUCCAGCCUGGCUGAUGGGAGUGAAACCCUGUCUCAGAUAGAUAAAUAAAUAAACUCUUAUUUUAAAAAAAAAGCAAAUCAUGAAACAAAACAAAACCCAGGGCUCUGAAUGAAAGAUCUCUCCUUUAGGGGGCUAGGUGAUGGAAAAGAAAAUAUAUCAUGAAUUUCAUGUUCUCAGGUUGUCUUCAUUAAUGACAUAUGUAUAUACAUUUCCAUUGAAGACAUAGAUAUGCGUUUGAUCACCUACAUUUGUUUGUAUUUUGAGUCAUAAAUUAAGGCAUUUCCUGUUCAGAAAGCACCUGACAAACUUAUGAUAAAAAACAUGGAGUUUUAAAAUCACAAAUGCAAAUAACAAGCCGGGCACAGUGGCUCACGCCUGUAAUCUUAGCUCUUUGGGAGACCAAGGUGGGUAGAGUGUUUGAGUUCAAGAGUUUGAGACCAGCCUGGGUACAAUGGAGUAAUCCUGUCUUUACAAAAAAUAAAAAAUUAGUGGGGCACGGUGGCAUGUGCCUGUAGUCCCAGAUACUCAGGAGGCUAAGGUGGGAGGAGUGCUUGAGCCCAGGACGUCGAGGCUUCUGUGAGCUGUGGUCGCACCACUGCACUCCAGCCUGGGUGACAGAGUGAGACCCUAUCUCAAAAAAAAGGAGUGGAAAUAACAGAUGACCUUACAAACAUCAAAAGUUAUAUCUUUAUUUAUAAUAUUUUGUCUAUAUUUAAUGAAAUAUAUUAGACAAGUAAAAAAUGUAACAGUAUGCAUAUGGCUUUAACUUGGCCCUGCCCAGUACUCUGCCCUCAUCUCUUUUCCUUCCCACUGAGUCCUUCCACAUUAGCCACACCACAGCAAACCUGACAAGCUUCUGCCUGAAAUAGCACCAUUGCACUUCUCUUCCCUCCGCCUGAAACAUUCUUUUUUUUUUUUUUUUUU